This is a messenger RNA of Cheilinus undulatus (humphead wrasse), 1437 nucleotides long. It is a transcript of the gene nyx, whose product is annotated as nyctalopin. Gene Ontology annotation, cellular component: plasma membrane. Gene Ontology annotation, molecular function: protein binding. Bases 1 to 1437 code for a protein of 478 amino acids. The transcript is spliced from 4 exons. The record is from RefSeq and is a predicted model, not a curated record. Lineage: Eukaryota; Metazoa; Chordata; Actinopteri; Labriformes; Labridae.
AUGACUGUCAUCACUUUCACUGUCUCUGUGCUGUGCUUGCUGCCUCAGGCGGUGCUAGCCCGGUGGGCAUGUGUUCGGGCCUGUCCAGCGUCCUGCUCCUGCACGCAGGAGAAGAGCUGCAGCGUGCUGUGCGACCACUCCGGCCUGGCUGAGCUGCCAAAAGAGUUUCCCUGCGAGGCGUCGGCCAUCAACCUGGACAAAAACAGGCUGAAAUUUCUGUCUGAGCGAGCAUUCGGCACGCUGCCGUCCCUCAAAUCUCUGUCUCUGGAUCACAACAACAUCAGCUUCAUCACCCCUGGAGCUUUUAAGGGCCUGUCCAACCUGGUGGAUCUGAAAAUGGCACACAAUGAGUACAUCAGUUACCUCCACACACGGACGUUCACGGGAUUAAAGAAGCUGGUUCGUCUGGAUUUAUCGGACUGUAACCUCUUCAACAUCCCUGAUCGGAUCUUCAUCGAGCAGACGGCGCUGAGAGAGCUGCUCUGCUUCCAGAACAACUUCAGGAGGAUCCCCGGAGCCAUUCGAGGCAUGGAGAACCUGACCCACAUCUACCUGGAGAGGAACAAGAUUGAGGCCGUGGCAUACAACUCCCUGCUAGGCCUUGGGAGCCUGAAGUACCUGAACCUCCAGGAGAACCGGAUAAAUGUGAUCCACGACCAGGCGUUUCAGGACUUGGUUCGGCUCGAGAACUUCUACCUCAAUGACAAUCUGCUGUCAGAUCUGCCCCGGCUCGCCUUCCGAGGUCUGAGCCGUCUGAAGAUGCUGAACCUCGGCGGGAACCAGCUGACCAACGUGUCCAAGACGUGGUUCAGCGACCUGGUGGAGUUGGAGGUCCUGUACCUAGAUAGGAACCAGGUCCUCUACAUCGAGGAAGGAACCUUUGAGAACCUGACAAGUCUGAUUACGCUGCACCUGAACAGCAACAACCUCACCACGCUGCCCUUUCCUGUCUUCCAGCCCAUCUACUUCCUGGGCCGUCUUUACCUGUUCAGGAACCCGUGGGUGUGCGACUGCUUGCUGGAGUGGCUCAAGGACUGGAUGGAGAGCUACAAGCUGGUGCGGGACAUCCCCUGCGCCUCACCCUCCUCCGUGGCUGGGCUGGAUCUCGGCGAGGUAGUUUUCACCAAAGUGAACGGCACGUGUGUGGACCCUGUGGAGCUGAAUCUGACCACAGUGUCCUCUGAGAUCGUCUCCACCACGGAGAACCGCUUCAACAGCCUCAUCUCCAAACUGCUGCAGCAAGAGCUCAAAGAGGAGAUGGGGAACAGCACGGAGAGCCUCCGCAACGGGACGCUGCUGGAGCCUGAGGACGGACAGCUCUCUGCAGGAGGUCGGAGAGGGCAUGGCAGCCCAUCAGUCCUCCUUAUCGCCAUGCUGGGGCUGAUCUUUGGUUUGACGGACCAAUCAGAGGGUACUUUCUGCCUAGUCGGAACAUGA